Calliphora vicina (urban bluebottle blowfly) is the source of this 3185-nucleotide messenger RNA. It is a transcript of the gene S6kII, whose product is annotated as Ribosomal protein S6 kinase II. Gene Ontology annotation, biological process: intracellular signal transduction; peptidyl-serine phosphorylation. The coding region runs from base 402 to 3092 and encodes 896 amino acids. The transcript is spliced from 2 exons. Lineage: Eukaryota; Metazoa; Arthropoda; Insecta; Diptera; Calliphoridae. The record is from RefSeq and is a predicted model, not a curated record. Gene Ontology annotation, molecular function: magnesium ion binding; protein serine/threonine kinase activity; ATP binding.
UAAGUGAAGAAAAAAUUGCAAAUUCUUAUAAAGAAAAAUUAUAAUAUAUUAGAAAAAGGCAAAAAAUUGAAGAAAUCAAUUAGCAUAAAGCAAAAUAUUUCAUAUUUAAGGAAUUUAACAUGAAUUGCAAGAAACACAAAUACAAAAAAAUAUAAUUAGAAAGUGCUGUGAAACAACAAAAUAGUAGUAGUCAAAGAAAAAAAGAGGAAAUUUGUUGUGUGUUUAUGAAGGCCAAGCGCCUACGCCUUCUGGAGGUCAUUAAUAUUGUGUGUUUUACAUUGAGCAUAAUAAAAUAAGUGUUUGCGUUUAAUUAUUUGUAAUAAAAUUUUCAUAUUUGCUGGAGUUAGCUCAAUAUUUUUGCCAUCACGUUAGCGUCGCAGCAGUUUACAUUUAACGCCACCAUGCCGUUGGCAGAUCUGCACAAAGAUCUAAGACAACAGCAACAAUUGGGCGUUACGACUGCAUCCAUACCCAGUUCAUUGUCAUCAUCAACGGCCGCAUCCAAUCUAAGCGAUCAUGUGGGCAUAUCGCGUAUGCAAAUCACCUCUUCCGGCUGCAGUAGUCUGGCGGUAACCCCCAUGGAACAUACACCCACCGAUGAGGAAAGUGCGGGUGUAACAACAGUGACGUCAUGCCAAAGACGUCAACUGCAACAACAAAACCUCCAACCUUCACAGCUGCAGGCAGCAUUAGGUAAACAUCAUCAUCAUCAACAACAGCAACGGGGGGCAGAUGGAUGUGCAACGUUACAAAAUAAUUUACAACAUUCCAAUGAUUUAAUGGAUUUAAGUGAUUCUGAAUGUUAUUCGCAUUCCACUGGAGGUCAAGGUGGCCACAUUGAUUGUGGCGAAAAUGAAUUUGAAUUGAGAGAAGUAAUUAAGGAAGGUCACGAAAAGGCCGACCCCUCACAGUUUGAACUGUUGCGCGUGUUGGGUGAGGGCUCGUUCGGCAAAGUGUUUUUGGUGCGUAAAAUUGUGGGCAAAGAUGCUGGCACCUUGUAUGCCAUGAAAGUUCUAAAGAAGGCCACCUUGAAAAUCAAGGACAGAGUAAGAAGUACAAAUGAACGCAAGAUUUUGGCAGAUGUUGGCCAUGCCUUUAUAGUAAAAUUACACUAUGCCUUUCAAACGCCUGGAAAAUUGUAUUUAAUACUAGACUUUCUGCGAGGUGGCGAUUUGUUUACGCGCCUUUCCAAGGAGGUAAUGUUUACAGAGGAAGAUGUUAAAUUCUAUUUGGCUGAAUUGGCUUUGGCUCUAAAUCACUUGCAUACGUUGGGCAUUAUAUAUCGGGAUCUAAAGCCGGAAAAUAUUUUGCUGGAUGAAAACGGUCAUAUAGCACUGACGGACUUUGGUUUGUCAAAGCAACCAUUGGAUGGCUCUAAAACGUAUAGUUUUUGUGGUACAGUGGAAUAUAUGGCUCCUGAGAUUGUGAAUAGAAAAGGUCAUGAUUUUGCCGCAGACUGGUGGUCAUUUGGUGUUCUUAUGUAUGAAAUGUUAACAGGGAAUUUACCUUUUCAUGGCCAAUCUAGACAGGAAACUAUGAAUCAAAUAUUGAGAUCUAAACUAGGCAUGCCGGAAAAUCUUUCACCCGAAGCUCAGGCUCUAUUAAGAGCUUUGUUCAAAAGAAAUCCUCAAAAUCGCUUGGGGGCAGGAGCAAAUGGCAUUAUGGAUAUAAAGGCUCACUGUUUCUUCUCCACCAUAGAUUGGCCACGCUUGGAAAAGAAGGAAGUAAGACCUCCUUUUAUACCAGCCGUUUCACGAGAUGAUGCAUUUUAUUUCGAUGUGGAGUAUACCUCAAAAUCACCCAGAGAUUCACCAGGAGGUCCCAUUUCUGCCUCGGCUCAUGAAAUAUUUAGAGGUUUUUCUUUUGUAGCUCCAGUGCUGCUGGAACAAACUUUAAGCAACCACUCCUCCUUACCUGAAUCACCCUAUUUACCAUGUCAACAAGCUGCUCGCACUUUGCCCGGAGUAUUGCCGGGAAAUUUCCAUCAGGACUACAAUCUGUUGCAAGAGUUGGGUCGUGGCACAUUUUCCGUUUGCCGCUUGUGCGAACACAAAUCAUCGAAAAAACACUUUGCUGUUAAGAUUAUUGAGAAGGCUGCUUAUAUGGCCAAUUCAUCGUCAUCCGAUUGCUGGGAGGAAGUGGAGAUUAUGUUGCGUUAUGGCAAUCAUCCAAAUAUUGUUACUUUGUUUUCCGUAUACGAGGAUGCUCUGUCCGCGUAUUUGGUUAUGGAACUUUUAAAGGGUGGCGAAUUGUUGGAUCGCAUUUUGGCCGUGGGCCAAAUGUGUGAAAGUGAGGCUAGUGCGGUUUUAAGGACUAUGGUUUCAGCGGUAGCCUAUCUGCAUGAACAUGGUGUGGUGCAUCGGGAUUUGAAGCCAUCAAAUAUGAUUUAUGCCAGUAUGCGUCAGACACCAGAGACAUUGAAACUAUGUGACUUAGGUUUUGCAAAACAAUUACGUGCCGAUAAUGGUCUCCUUAUGACACCCUGUUAUACAGCGAAUUUUGUAGCUCCCGAAGUAUUAAAACGACAAGGCUAUGACUUGGCCUGUGAUAUAUGGUCAUUAGGUGUCCUCCUCUAUAUAAUGCUGUCGGGAAGGACACCCUUCGCAUCGACGCCUAAUGACUCACCCGAUGUGAUAUUAAAACGUAUAGGAUCUGGACAUAUAGAUUUUAAUUCGACACGAUGGACGCUGGUCUCAAAUCCCGUCAAAGAUUUACUAAGACAAAUGUUACACAUAGUACCGGAAAAUCGACCCACUGCUGCACUCAUUUUACAACAUCCCUGGCUAAAGGAACAAUCAGCUGGCUCUGUUAGACUUACAGAAUACUGCACGCAACCAAUUAGCACAACAACAAAUAUGGCCUCAAUUAAUCAAGGUGUUGGUGGUGGUGGUGUUGUUGGUUCAAUGCAAACUAUGUCCUCCAAUUUUACCCAUAAUGCCAAUAUGGUGAGAGAAGCAAAUGCAAAUUUACGUGGCGCAGUGGAUGCCACUUUCAGAGCCAUUGCCAUACCACAGGCGGCCAAUGUGGGGCCUGUGGAACAAUCCACAUUGGCCAAACGACGUGCCAAAGAUCGUGCCAAUACACAAACGUAAUCGAAAGCUUCUCUUAGAUGGCCAGCAUUUUUAAUACGUUUUAAAUUGAAAUUUUUAAGAUAAUUGUGAGAUUACUACGAAAUGAGAACAAAA